Molecule: messenger RNA, 1317 nt
Organism: Acomys russatus (golden spiny mouse)
Lineage: Eukaryota; Metazoa; Chordata; Mammalia; Rodentia; Muridae
Gene: Rsrp1
Product: arginine and serine rich protein 1
Exons: 5
Coding region: 123-986 (287 amino acids)
Source: RefSeq, a predicted model, not a curated record
CUUUCGGUCUGUGAUCUGAGAGGAGAGUGUCCGCUAAGCUUUUCUCUUGGCCUCCGUGAGCGCGUCAUCAGUUUGAGACGCCGUUGCGUUUGCGGAAGGAGCCCGGUUCCAGGAAGGAAGUCAUGUCCUCGGCCGCCGUCUCCAAGUACGUGAACGACAUGUGGCCCGGCUCUCCGCAGGAGAAAGCCUCGCCGUCCGCCUCGGGCCGCUCCAGCCGCCUGUCGUCGCGCUCCCGCAGCCGAUCUUCGCCCCGCAGCUCCAGCCGCUCGUCAACGCGCAGCCGUAGCAGGCCACGGCGGAGCAGUCGGUCCCGGUCCCGGUCCCGCAGGCGCCACCAGCGCAAGUACAGGCGCUACUCGCGGUCGUACUCACGCAGCCGCUCGCGCUCCCGCGGCCGCCGCUACCGCCGAGACAGCUACUACGGGCGCCCGCGGAGGUACUACCAGUCGCCGUCGCCCUACCGGUCCCGGAGCAGGUCGCGCUCCCGUGGGAGGUCUCAUCACAGGAGGUCGAGCUACGCGAUCACGCGUGGGCGGCGCUACUACGGCUUCGGCCGCACCGUGUACCCGGAGGAUCGCCCCAGGUGGAGGGAAAGAUCCAGAAGCAGGUCGCGCAGCAGGAGCAGAACACCGUUUCGCUUAAGUGAGAAAGAUCGCAUGGAGCUGCUAGAAAUAGCAAAGGCCAAUGCAGCAAAAGCUCUAGGAACAGCCAACUUUGACUUGCCUGCGAGUCUCCGAAGUGUGGCCAAGGAAACAGCUGUUUUAAGCAGUGGUGCAAAGGUGGAGCUUUCAGAAAAGCAGACUGAAAAUGGAACUAAAAAUCCCAGUGAAAAGUCUUCCAUACAAAGAAAUAUAGUCUUCAGCUCUAAUAAUUCUGUAGCAAAGCCACUGCAGAAAACAUCUAAAGCUGCUGCUGAAGAGACACCGUCAGGAUCACCAAAAAUAGAUAAGAAAAAAAGUCCUUAUGGACUGUGGAUACCUGUCUAAAGGAAAACUAAGGGCUGGGGUUGCCUAAAAUUGCACUUUAUUGAGAGUUUUCUGUGUCUAGCACGAGCUCAUCUGCUUCAAUAAUCACAGAAGUAAAUGUUGUGAUUAAAAUCCUUUACAGAAAGAUGCUUAAUGGUGACAUGGUCACUGUUGAGCUUUCUCUUGAAGACAUGAGAACCCAGAUGACCCAGAGAAUUGCAUACAGGUGGAGUCUUGUAUAUACCUGUAAGUAUUGUACAGCAUCUCAUAUGCAAAGGUGAAUUUUGUAAGAUAUAGUUGUAUACUGCGGGUUUUGUAUAUUUGUUAAUAAACUUUAUAUUAUUUGUCUUGA